CAGGACCUGGGUCCCUGUCGCGGGUGGCCCGUUCCCCACCCCAGGGGCGGGUGGCAGGCCAACAUGGAGAAUGGGAAAGGUAGUGAGCAGGUGGUGCCUGAGGCAUCUCCCUCUGCCCAGGCAGGAGCUGAGAGCGUGACACGGCAGCUUCCGCAGGAGGAGGAGGAGGGCCAGCUUUUAUAUCGAGAAGAAACCAUUGAUCUUGGUGGAGAUGAGUUUGGGUCUGAAGAGAAUGAGACCAUCUCAGAAGAUUCCAACAACUUUGUGGAUAAGCUUAAUGAGCACAUGAUGGAGAGUGUGCUUAUAUCAGACUCUCCCAAUAACAGUGAAGACGACGGGGGUGAGCUUGGCUGCUUGCAGGAUGUCGUGGAACCCCUAGGAGGCACCCCUGAUCACAGCCUGGACCAUGUCACAGGUAAGGACACAAUGGACCUUUUGAGUCGUGACAGUGAAACUGAUGGAGACGACACUCCCCAGGACGUGUCCGACAUGACACCUGACAGCCGAGCAUCUUUGAAAGAAGACUCCACCCAGGAAGAAGCAAAGGGUGUGCCUGCCUUUGACAAUGCUGGUGCAGGGGACUUGGUGCCCAUGGAUGAGAAAACCCACCCGGAAGAGCAUGUGUCUGAUGUGUCUUCCGGACAGUCCUCCUCCAAAGAUGAGCCCGUGCCCGUGUGCACCAUCUUCAGCCAGGCAAAUCCAGCUCCCUCCCAGCCGCACUUGUUCUUGCAGGAUGGCUUUGAGUCUCAGAUGGUGAAGUCACCAAGUUUCAGUAGCGCAAGUGAGACAUCCGCGAAGACCCCUCCUCAGGUGGUCCAGCCCAGCCCCAGCCUGAGUAAAUUUUUUGGAGAUACAAUCAGCACUAAUUCACUGGCCUCUGACUUCUUUGAUUCCUUCACCACUUCUACUUUCAUUUCCGUCAGUAAUCCCAACGCAGGCACCCCUGCUCCAGGAGAGUUGUCCUCUCACCCUACGCCAGUGGGAGAAAUGCCAUCUGAUUCUGCCAACCCGACUUACUCUGCAGGAACAGAAAGAUCAGAAUUGGGGAUUUCUACAGCAUCCGUGGAAAUCCCGGAGUCUCCAAAGCCAUUUUCACAGAUCCAGGCAGUGUUUGCAGGAAGCGAUGACCCUUUUGCCACAGCCUUGAGCAUGAGCGAAAUGGACCGGAGGAACGACGCCUGGCUUCCCAGCCAGAGCACCCGAGAGGUCCUGAUCUCAGUGGCGACCCAGCAGUACAGCACUGUGUUCAUAGACAAGGACAACCUCACCAUGCCAGGCCUCAAGUUCGACAACAUACAGGGAGAUGCCGUGAAAGACCUGAUGCUUCGCUUCCUGGGCGAGAAGGCCGCGGCCAAGAGGCAGGUCCUGACCGCCAGCUCUGUGGAGCAGUCCUUCGUGGGGCUGAGGCAGCUGAUCAACUGCAGGAACUGGAGAGCUGCAGUCGACCUGUGCGGACGCCUCCUCACGGCCCACGGCCAGGGCUACGGCAAGAGCGGGCUGCCCACCAGCCACACGACGGACUCACUGCAGCUUUGGUUUGUAAGACUGGCGCUGCUUGUGAAACUGGGUCUCUUCCAGAAUGCCGAGAUGGAAUUCGAGCCCUUCGGGAAUCUGGACCAGCCAGACCUGUACUAUGAGUACUACCCGCACGUGUACCCGGGGCGCAGGGGCUCCAUGGUGCCCUUCUCCAUGCGCAUCCUGCAUGCAGAGCUGCAGCAGUACCUGGGCAACCCUCAGGAGUCACUGGACAGACUGCACGGAGUGAAGACAGUCUGUAGCCAGAUCCUGGCGAACCUGGAACAGGGCCUAGCCGAAGACGGGGGCCUGAGCAGCAUCACCCUGGAGAGCAGGCAAGCCUCGGUGCAGCUGUGGCGGACGCGCCUGGGCCGCGUGCUGUACUCCACGGCCAACUGCUUGCUCCUCAUGAAGGAAUAUGUGUUGGCUGUGGACGCCUACCGUGCUGUUAUCCAGUACUAUCCCGAGCAGGAGCCUCAGCUGCUGAGUGGCAUUGGCCGCAUCCUCCUCCAGAUCGGAGACAUAAAAACAGCUGAGAAGUAUUUCCAUGAGGUUGAGAAAGUCACACAGAAACUGGAUGGGCUGCAGGGUAAAAUCAUGGUUCUGAUGAACAGGGCCUUCCUGCACCUUGGCCAGAACAACUUUGCAGAAGCCCAUCGGUUCUUCACAGAGAUCCUGAGGUUGGACCCCACCAAUGCAGUGGCCAACAACAACGCUGCCGUGUGCCUGCUAUACCUGGGCAAACUCAAGGACUCGCUGCGGCAGCUGGAGGCCAUGGUGCGGCAGGACCCGAAGCGCUGCCUGCACGAGAGCGCACUCUUCAACCUCACUACCAUGUACGAGCUGGAGUCCUCGCGAAGCAUGCAGAAGAAACAGAGCCUGCUUGAGGCUGUGGCCAGCAAGGAGGGUGACAGCUUCAACACGCAAUGCCUCAAGCUGGCCUAGCUGCCCGCCAGGACCACACCCUUGCAGGACCAAUAAAGCCCAUUCUCUUGGUGUCUAGGA
This is a messenger RNA of Octodon degus (degu), 2520 nucleotides long. It is a transcript of the gene Trappc12, whose product is annotated as trafficking protein particle complex 12. The coding region runs from base 64 to 2460 and encodes 798 amino acids. NCBI's taxonomy places the organism in Eukaryota, Metazoa, Chordata, Mammalia, Rodentia, Octodontidae. Gene Ontology annotation, cellular component: Golgi apparatus; TRAPP complex. Gene Ontology annotation, molecular function: protein binding. The transcript has 12 exons. The record is from RefSeq and is a predicted model, not a curated record.